Molecule: messenger RNA, 1683 nt
Organism: Zasmidium cellare ATCC 36951
Lineage: Eukaryota; Fungi; Ascomycota; Dothideomycetes; Mycosphaerellales; Mycosphaerellaceae
Exons: 3
Coding region: 1-1683 (560 amino acids)
Molecular function (GO): CoA-ligase activity
Source: RefSeq, a predicted model, not a curated record
AUGCCACAGUUUGCGAGUUUGCAGCCGGACAUCCUUCUCCCCCGCGAUAUCACGACCUGGGAAUGGCUCUUCGAACACCCAACCUACUCGCCCUUGCACCGCUACCCGCAGAAUGAACUCGGCGGCUUCACAGACGCCAUCAGCAAAGAACGCCUCUCCUACCUCCAAGUCAAAGAAGCCGCCACACACCUCUCGACCGCGCUCGUCAAGAACUACGGCCUCCAAGAAGGCGAGACCGUCUCCCUCUUCAGCGCCAACACAAUAUGGUACCCGGUCGCCAUGCACGCGACGCUGCGCGUCGGCGGCAAAGUCAGCGGCGCGAGCCCGGCCUACAACGUCGAGGAGAUGAGCUACGCGCUGCAGAAAGCCGACGCGAGGUUUCUGAUGACGCACAGGGAUAGCAUGGAGGUUGCAAUCCGGAGCGCGGAGAAGGCGGGCGUGAAGAGGGAGCAUAUCUUCUUGCUGGAGGGGGAGUUGGAGGGGUUUAAGAGCGUGAGGACGUUGAUUGAGGAGGGGAGGGGGUUCGGGGAGCAGGGGCAGGUGGAGUAUUUUAGGAUUCCGGAGGGGAAGACGAAUUUUGAGGUUUGUGGGUUUUUGUCGUUUUCGUCGGGGACGACGGGGUUGCCUAAGGCUGUCAUGAUCGCGCACCAGAACGUUAUCGCGCAAUGCCUCCAGGUCAUGCAAAUCACCCCCUCGGACCACAAACGCGUCCUCGCCGUCCUACCCUCCUUCCACAUCACCGGCCUCGUGCACGUCCUGCACCUCCCCCUCCUAAUCAACGCCGAAGUCUACUUCCUCCCGGCCUUCACCAUGGAGGCCAUGCUCAACACAGUCGUCGAAUACCGCAUCCCCGAACUCCUCCUCGUGCCCCCCAUCGUGAUCCGCAUGAUCCGGGACCCCAUCGUCGACAACUACGACCUCAGCUUCCUCAAACGCUUCUCCUCGGGCGCGGCGCCCAUGUCCGACGAAGUGCUGCAGCUCCUCCAGAAGAAGUUCCCCAACACCGGCUUCAAGCAGGGCUACGGCAUGACCGAAUCGUGCAGCUGUAUCACCGCGCACCCGCCCUGGUUCUACGACUACAAGUACGCGCACACCGUCGGCACUGUGUGCGCCAGCACGACGGUCAAGAUCCUGAAAGAAGACGGCAGCGAAGCCGGGAUCGGCGAGCCCGGCGAGAUCUGCGCCAAGGGCCCGCAGGUCGUCAUGGGGUACCUCAACAACGAGUCCGCCACGAAGGAGACCUUCGACGAGGAAGGCUACCUCCACACGGGAGAUCAAGGGAGUAUCGACGCCGAAGGCGUGAUAACCAUCCUGGACCGCAUCAAAGAACUCAUCAAAGUCCGCGGCAUCGGCGUCGCGCCGGCCGAGCUCGAAGACCUCCUCCUCGGGCACCCGGCGAUCGAAGACGUCGCCGUACUGGGAAUUCCGGACGACUACUCGGGCGAGGUACCGAAAGCCUAUGUGGUUGUCAAGCCGGGGCAGACGCCUUCUCAGGAACUUGGGAGGGAGGUGCUGAGGUAUGUGAGGGAGAAUAAGGUGCGGUAUAAGGCGGUGAAGGAGGUGGAGUUUUGUGAGGCGGUUCCUAAGAGUGCGAGUGGGAAGAUUUUGAGGAGGGUUUUGAGGGCGCAGAUGAGGGAGGGGAGGAGGGGGGUUUGGGUUAGGGAGGAGAGGGGGAGGUUGUAG